Molecule: messenger RNA, 2953 nt
Organism: Zonotrichia leucophrys gambelii
Lineage: Eukaryota; Metazoa; Chordata; Aves; Passeriformes; Passerellidae
Gene: TIMELESS
Product: timeless circadian regulator
Exons: 24
Coding region: 100-2832 (910 amino acids)
Biological process (GO): DNA replication checkpoint signaling; replication fork arrest; DNA repair
Cellular component (GO): replication fork protection complex
Molecular function (GO): DNA binding
Source: RefSeq, a predicted model, not a curated record
CGCCGCCCCCGCACCGGGACCGGGAGCGCGGCCGUGAGGGCGACGGGGACGGGGCGGCGGUGACCCCCGGUACCGAUCCGGUGCGCAGCCCCGCGCUGCAUGGACUGGUACAUGAUGAACUGCGAGCUCCUGGCCACCUGCAGCGCCCUGGGCUACCUGGAGGGCGACGUGUACCACCGGGAGCCCGACUGCCUCGAGAGCGUCAAGGACCUGAUCCGGUACCUGCGCCAUGAGGAUGAGACCCGGGACGUGCGGCAGCAGCUGGGGGCGGCCCAGAUCCUGCAGAACGAUCUCCUGCCCAUCCUGGUGCAGUACCCACAGGAGAAAGUGCUCUUUGAUGCUGUCAUCAGGUUGAUGGUGAACCUGACCCAGCCGGCCCUGCUGUGCUUUGGGAAGGUGCCAGCUGAUGCCACCUCCCGCCACCACUUUCUGCAGGUGCUGUCCUACCUGCAGGCCUACAAGGAGGCUUUUGCCAACGAGAAGGUGUUUGGGGUGCUCAGUGAGAAGCUCUACAACCUCCUGCAGCUGGACUGGGAGCAGCGGCAGGAGGAGGACACGCUGCUGAUCGAGAGGAUCCUGCUGCUGGUGCGCAACGUGCUGCACGUGCCCCCCGACCCCACGGAGGAGCAGGGCGUGGAUGGCGAUGCCAGCGUGCACGACCGGGUGCUGUGGGCGCUGCACAUCAGCGGCAUGGACGACCUGCUGAAGUUCCUGGCCAGCGCCCAGGUGGAGCAGCAGUGGGCCCUGCACGUCCUGGAGAUCAUCUCGCUGAUGUUCCGUGAGCAGAGCCCGGAGGAGCUGGCGGCGAUGGGACAGGGGACAGCAGGGGCUGAGCACGGGGAGGACACGCGGGAGCUGCAGAGCUUGAGGCAGAGGGAGAUGGCGGAGAAGAGGAGCCGGGCGCUGCAGCGCACGUCCAGGCACUCUCGGUUUGGUGGCUCCUACGUCCUGCAGGGCGUCAAGUCCAUCGGGGACAGGGAUGUGGUGUUCCACAAGGGGCUGCACAAUCUCAAGAGCUACAGCCACGACCUGGGCAAGGAGCCGCGGCGGCUGCCCCGGCGCCGGCAGCCCGCCCCCGAGGCCGAGCCCUCCCGCCGCUCCGCCCGCAACGUGCGGCUCUUCCUGCGCCGCUUCUGCCAGGACUUCCUGCAGGACUGCUACAACCGCCUGAUGCUGCUGGUCAAGGACCAGCUGGUGAGGGAGAAGGCUCAGCAGCACGAUGAGACCUAUUACCUGUGGGCCACCUCCUUCUUCAUGUGCCGCAGGUUUGCCUGUGCCCCCGUGGUGCGGGCGCUGGUGCUGCUGCUGCGCGGCUACGCCCGGAACAGCGCCCGCACCAACCACUGCGCGGCGCGGCUGCUGCACCGCCUGGCCCGCGAGCUGCGCAUGGAGCCCCUGCUCUUCCAGCUCUCCCUCUUCGCCCUCUUCCACCGCCUGCUCAGCGACCCCGCGGCGGCCGCGCACCAGGAGCUGGUGACCUUGGCCAAGUUCAUCGUGGGCAAGUUCUUUGCGCUGGCAGCCACCAACAAAAAAGCUUUUGUGGAGCUGCUCUUCUGGAAGAGCCCUGCCAUCGUGGGUGAGAUGAGCCAGGGCUACAGCUCCCUGCAGGAGGGAGAGGGGACCACCCGGAGCCGGGUGCCGCCCUGGACCCCUCAGGAGGAGCAGGAGCUGCGGGAGCUCUACUGGAAAUACAAGGAGAUGGAAGGUGGGGACAUCAUCGCUGCCAUCCUGGCCCAGCUCCCCUCGCCUGGACGGACGCGCAGGCAGGUGGUGAAGCAGCUGGUGAGGAUGGGGCUGGCCAGCAGUGCCAAGGACUUCCCGAGGGAGAGGAAAGGCACCCGCAUCGUGCUGUGGACGCAGGAGCAGGAGGAGGAGCUGACGCGGCUCUUCGAGGAGUUCCAGGGCUCGGAUGACGUCCUGGGGAACAUCAUGAAGCACCUGACGGCGCGGCGCUCGCGGGCUCGCGUGGUGGAGAAGCUGCUGGGGCUGGGGCUGGUGGCUGAGCGCAAGGAGCUCUACAAGAAACGCAGGAGGAAGAGCCAAGGGCACGGCCCUGGGCAGGCUGCCCCAGGUGUCCCGGCCAUGCCAGCCCAAGACAGCUCAGGAGAGGAUGAGGACAGCGAGGAGGAGGAAGAGGAGGAUGAGGAUGAUGAAGGCCUCACGGAGGAGCACUGGGUGCCUGAGGAAGGGGCUGGGCAGGACCUGGCGCAGCACCUGCAUGGGGAAGGGCUGGCCGGGCCCCUGCGGUGGCUGCAGAACUGCCUGAGGAGAGCGGCAGAGGACCGAGAGGAGGACGGCGUGUCCCACCCGGUGCCGCUGGUGCCGCUCACGGAGGAGAACGAGGAUGCCAUGGAGGAUCGGCGCUUCCGGAACCUUCUGCGGCAGCUGGGGCUGCGGCCGCCCGCCAGCGAGCAGGAAUCCUUCUGGCGCAUCCCGGCCGCCCUCACCCCGCAGCAGCUCCGUCGCGCCGCCGCCUCCAUCGCCCACCGCGACCCCCCAGCAUCCCCCCAGAACCUUCCAGAGCCCCCCAGGUGCCCCCAGGAUGGGGCUGCAGAGCCGCCGAUGGCAGCGCUGGGAUCGGACUCGGAGAGUGAGGAGCCUGUCCCUGUCCCCAUCCCUGUCCCCAGCCCGGUGCUGGCGCGCACCAAGAGGCGCCGGGAGCUCGCCAGCGAGGAUGAGGAUGAGGAUGAGGAUGGUGGGAGCUCAGCCACUGAUCCACCCCCACCAGCUCCUCGCUCUGAGGAGGAUGAGGAUGAGGAUGAGGAAGAUCCACAGCCCCGGGGGAGGAGGAAGCGCAUCCGCUGCCUGGAAGAGGAAGAGGAGGACGACUGAGAGGCUUCCCUGUGCCCAGGCCUUGUGCUGUUUCCUGGGCUUUUUGCAGAUUUUAUUGCAUUUCUGCAGCUUUUCUGCAGUUUUUCUUGGGUUUCUACAGCUUUUCUGGGGUUUCUGCAGU